This is a messenger RNA of Habropoda laboriosa, 1731 nucleotides long. Its product is annotated as sensory neuron membrane protein 2-like. NCBI's taxonomy places the organism in Eukaryota, Metazoa, Arthropoda, Insecta, Hymenoptera, Apidae. Gene Ontology annotation, molecular function: scavenger receptor activity. Bases 1 to 1554 code for a protein of 517 amino acids. Gene Ontology annotation, cellular component: membrane; cytoplasm. The record is from RefSeq and is a predicted model, not a curated record. The transcript is spliced from 8 exons.
AUGUUUUGUUAUCACAUCUGUGGAGCUGUUUGCAUUGUUAUUGGCAUAUUUAUUGUGUCGCGUCAAUUUAUGUGGACCGAAGUAAGAAAAAAUAUAUUAACGAAAUUACCACUUAUCGAAGGCACAGAAACGUACAAAGUUUGGUUAUCACCUACACUUUUAACAUUUGGGUGUUAUCUAUUUAACGUUACGAAUCCAGAUGGUGUUAUGAGAGGAGAGAAACCACAUUUGGCCGAAUGUGGCCCUUUCAUGUACGACGAAAUAUAUGGAAGAUACGUAUUAGAUGUCGACAAAGAAACGGACGAAAUUAAGUAUGUGACAAAGUCAUUAUACAGUUUUAACAAGGAAUCGAGUAUGACUGUAUCUAGGCAGGAUAAAGUCACUAUAUUAAAUCCAGCAUACGUUGGUACCAUAGCGUUGCUAGCUACCUUACCUCCUGACAUUCUGGCAAAGUAUGGUAACCACAUACCAAAACUGUUUCCAAAUCGUAGUAGUAUUUUUCUAACAGCACGUCCUACCGACAUACUUUUCGACGGACUAAAAGUAACGUGUAACUUAAAGAAAUAUCCUGAAUUGGACAAAGUAUGCAAGACUCUGAAAAUUAAUGUACCCCCAGUCCUGAGAACGACCGACAGAGAGGACGUUUAUCUUCUCAGUUUGUUCCAGAGAAUGAAUGAUACUUACCGCGGACCAUUUUCGAUGAACAGAGGUCUCAAAAAUAUAACCAGAUUAGGUGAUACAACAUCUUACAAAGGAAAAAGAGUACAAACAGUAUGGAAUUCUGACAAAUGCAAUACAGUAAGAGGAAGUGAUACCAUCACUUGGCCGCCAUUAAUUGAACCAUUGCCAUUCGUUUCAACAUUUAUACCUGAUUUAUGCAGAAGUAUAGAAGCAGAUUACGAAGGUGACGCUUGGGUGCACGGAUUGUUGGGAUCACGAUUCGUCAUGAAGGAAAGGAUGUGGGAUCUAAAUGAAACGGAAUGUUAUUGUCUGCCACUAAAUCAUGUUCCACAAUGUCUGCCGCAAGGUCUACUGGAUGUCUCAGAAUGCCAGAAAGUGCCUAUAAUUUUUUCGGAACCGCACUUUUUACACGCCGAUCCAGAACUUUUAACGUAUGCACGAGGUUUGAGGCCCAAUAAACGUAUUCACGAAACUUAUAUUAUUAUCGAGCCAAAUACUGGAACACCUCUUUCUGGAUCGAAGAAGAUGCAACUAAAUCUAAAAUUGACGAAACAACGAGUAGAUCUACUUUCCAAUGUCAGCGAGGGAUACUUUCCUAUGUUAUGGUGUGAAAAUGGAAACACUCCUACGUUAGCCGUCAUAUCGUUCACGUAUCAAAUACUUCGUAUGGCGAAUAUAAUAUGGUUUAUGGAGAAAGUUCCUUUGAUCGUUGGGAUUUACAUUCUUCUCAUGAGCACGCUUUUCUGCGAUUGUACGAAACGCAAAGUAAAACCGACGAUUUCACCCGCAGAGUCAAUACUGAUAUCGUCGUACUCGCGAUCGGACAGCGACGCGCACAUAGCUCCACGACGGCACGCGCACGCCUUCCAGUGAUUUCAACGCCUUUGCGCUAUUUCAGCGGUAACAAAAUGGCGGUAACGAAAACAAGCUCCUCAGUCGGUAUAAAAAUUAAGGAAAAAUGUGUCUAAAUAAGAAAAAGACAGUGACCAAUUGUUGAAUUGUUUGAAAAGUUAGAUUAAAAAGUAGUAUUACGUUAAUUGCACAGUUGGC